Molecule: messenger RNA, 1451 nt
Organism: Betta splendens (Siamese fighting fish)
Lineage: Eukaryota; Metazoa; Chordata; Actinopteri; Anabantiformes; Osphronemidae
Gene: uchl5
Product: ubiquitin carboxyl-terminal hydrolase L5
Exons: 11
Coding region: 132-1121 (329 amino acids)
Biological process (GO): ubiquitin-dependent protein catabolic process; protein deubiquitination
Cellular component (GO): Ino80 complex; cytoplasm
Molecular function (GO): cysteine-type deubiquitinase activity; proteasome binding
Source: RefSeq, a predicted model, not a curated record
UGCCCUCAUUGUAGCGCAUCACGAUGAGGUCACUCCAGUUAAAUUAGCCCGACCAGAGCCUGUAUUGCUAAGCUAGGACAUUAGCCUUUCAUAUAUGUGCAGGGUGGAUUAAAUAAACAACAUUUUGGACAAUGGCUGGAAGCGCAGGAGAAUGGUGUCUGAUGGAGAGCGACCCCGGGGUGUUCACGGAGCUGAUAAAAGGGUUCGGCUGCAAAGGAGCCCAGGUUGAGGAAAUUUGGAGUAUGGAGCCAGAGAACUUUGACAACUUGAAACCAGUUCAUGGGUUGAUUUUCCUGUUCAAGUGGCAGCCGGGUGAAGAGCCAGCAGGAUCUAUUGUCCAGGAUUCAAGGCUUGAUCAUAUCUUCUUUGCAAAGCAAGUCAUUAACAACGCCUGUGCCACCCAAGCGAUAGUCAGUGUUCUGCUCAACUGCUCCCACCCUGACUUGUUGGUUGGAGACACACUGACUGAGUUCAGAGAGUUUUCACAGAGUUUUGACGCUGCUAUGAAAGGUUUGGCUUUGAGCAACUCUGAAGUGAUCCGGCAGGUUCACAACGGCUUUGCCAGACAGCAGAUGUUUGAAUUUGAUGCUAAAUCGUCAGCAAAGGAUGAAGAUGCGUUUCACUUUGUGAGCUAUGUUCCUGUAAAUGGCAGAUUAUAUGAGCUGGAUGGACUUCGAGAGGGACCAAUUGACCUCGGUGCAUGCAAUCAGGAUGACUGGAUCAGCGCUGUUCGGCCAGUUAUUGAGAAGAGGAUACAAAAGUACAGUGAAGGAGAGAUCCGCUUCAACCUAAUGGCUAUUGUGUCAGACAGAAAGAUGAUAUACGAGAGGAAAAUAUCAGAGUUACAGACUCAGCUGACAGAGGAUGAACCAAUGGACACAGACCAGAGCAGCACGUUUCUUAGCUCCAUCCAGUCAGAAAUUGCCAAGUACCAGCUCCUUAUUGAAGAGGAAAAUCAGAAGCUUAAAAGAUAUAAGGUUGAAAACAUUCGACGGAAACACAACUAUCUUCCUUUCAUCAUGGAGCUACUGAAGACUCUGGCAGAGUAUCAGCAGUUAAUACCUUUGGUGGAAAAGGCAAAGGAGAAACAGAGCGCCAAAAAAGCCCAGGAGACCAAGUGAACCACAACACACACUUCAAAAGAGAAGCCUCUAAUUGCACACACAGCAUACCCACAAACCCACAGUCAGUCUUUCAUCAGUGAGCCACAAACGGAUACUUCGCAUCGUCUGUGAAUUUCAUAUUAAUGACCUUUUUAGAUGGUCUGCAGCACUUCCUCACUGUGGCAUUCUCUGAAGCAUUCAGACAUAAUGAACUGCACCGCAAGUGUAGCAGAACGACUGUCCGGCCAACAUACAUGUGUGUCCAUCUGCUCUAAUGCAUGAUAGAAGGAAAGAUGUGCUCUAAGCAUUUCUCUUAUUUUCAUAAUAAAAUAUCUAGAUGUUUGUGAA